AUGCCGGUUACUAGAAGCCACAGUAGCCGGAAGGAAGAGUCCAGUACCGCCGAAUCAAGCACAGUCUGCACGAGCAACACCACGACGACUAUGGGAAGCGGUGUGACUGAGACAUCCGCCACGACCACGUCGGCGGCGAACGCAAGCGCUACCGGAUCAAAGCGCCCUGCGACGCCGCCACCUCGAGACACGAGCGUGGUCACUGUGGUGCGUCAAGUCACAUCGCAGCCAGCUACCUUACGGCCCCGGUCACAUCACUCCAAAGCCUCCCGCAAGAGAUACCUCGCGGAAUUGGAGGCUAGGGAGCUGUUGGCCGAGGCGCAAAAGAAGGAAGCACAAGCCGCCGCCGAACUAGCGAAGGUGAGGCUCAUGCGGAUACAAGCGGAGGACUCGUCCGACGAGGAAGAUGAAGACAUCAUCGUCAAGAGCGAGCGCAUCGAGCAGUGGGUGCAGGAGCAAUCCUCUACGCCCCCGCCGCCUGCUCUCGCUCUCACAGCGGGCCAGGCAAGAGGCUCGUCCCCCGUGAGGGGCCAGACACAGGCCCCUCCCACCCCGUGGAUACCUACGGAACUGCCACGGGUCGUCGAGGCGCCGCAGUAUGAAGAGCGCGCGCCUCCCGCACGUCAGCAAGAAAAGUCGUCAAGUGAAGACGUCAUGCAGCUUGCCGCACUAUUGAAGAGUGUGCUGAGCGGCGGUGGCUACAGAGAGCCGCCACGGUACAUCCAAGAUCUACCUACGUUUAACGGAAACAGCAGCGAGUGGCUACCGUUUCGUGCGGCCUACCAUGAAACCGAGAAGUACUUCACGAAGAUAGAAAACGUCGCCCGCCUGAGAAAAAGCCUGCGUGGGGCCGCCCUCGAAGCCGUCAGCUGUCUACUUAUCAGCGAUCCGAACCCUGUCGUCAUUAUACAGGGCUUGGAACGACGGUUCGGGCGGCCAGAAGCACUCAUACUCAACGAGCUCGACAAAGUGAAGAAACUACCGAAGUUAGCUGAGAGCCCACGUGACCUGUGCAUCUUUGCAAGCAAGCUGGCCAACAUCGUGGCUACGAUCGAAGCACUGAAGAAAUCGCACUUCCUCUACAACCCGGAGAUCGAGCGCACUGUAAUCGAGAAACUCACACCAAUUCUUCGUGACAAAUGGUACGAGUACAACUUCACGCAUCAUGGUGAAGAAGCGAACCUGAAGAAGCUCUCUACCUACCUGAACCACGAAGCGGACAAGUGCGGCCCAUACGCCGCGCUCGAGCAGAUCGACAACAGCGCACCUACACCCGUGAGUGUGAGGGAGAAAGCUGCGAAGAAGAAGACGGAACGUACCUACGCCGCCGAGAACACGCACAAGCAAGAAGAGGACGGCUGCCCUAUGUGCAAACAGGCUCACAAGUUACCUGAAUGCACUAGGUUCACCGAGAAGACGACUGACGAGCGCUGGGAAAUAGCGAAACAGAACAAGCUGUGCUUCCGCUGCCUACGUAGCACACAUCGCCGCUUCUCAUGUAAAGCGAAGCCCUGCGGUGUCUCCGGCUGCAAACUGAGCCACCACAAGCUCCUGCAUCACGAAGCUGUCAAGAAAGUAGACAAACGCGAAGAGGUCACCGCGUCCACGACAGAGAAGCCGACCGUCGCAGCAAACAAGAGCGAGCGCCGCCGCGCUUACUUGAAAAUAGCGCCCGUGGUACUUACUGGCCCUCGCUCCAGUAUAGAUACCUACGCACUGUUCGACGAAGGAAGCACCAUAACGAUGAUCGACGCGGACGUGGCCGACUCUCUCGGCCUCGACGGCCCCACUGAUCAAAUGUGGGUGCAAGGAGUCAGCGGCAAAGAAGUUCGACACUCGAAGAGCAAGAAAGUCGACUUCACCAUACGGGGCAAGCACGCGCAAGAAGAGUUCAAGCUUGAAGACGCACGCACAGUCGAGAAGCUCGACUUCAUCACUCAGACGGUGAAGAAAGAAGAAGUCGACGACUGCAGCCACCUGAGCGACAUCCAAGAAGAACUUGCCUACGAGGGGGCAUCGCCGAAAAUACUCAUCGGCCAGGACAACUGGGACUUAAUUGUCUCGAGGGAAGUCCGAGAAGGCCGCCGUGACCAGCCUGUGGCAUCUCGCACACAGCUCGGCUGGGUACUGCACGGCUGCCGCACCACACAGAGCAAACCUGUGAACUUCUGCGGGUACGUCACGAGCGUAGAAGUAUCAAUGGAGAAUAAAAUGAUGAAGCACUACUUCGAGCUGGAGUCCCUGGGCAUCGAAGCGAGAAAACCGACGACAGAUCCAGAAGAGCAAGCCACGAGAAAACUGGAAGAGGAAAGUCGCCGGCUGCCCGAUGGUCGCUUCGGAACUCGGUUGCUAUGGAAACGAGAAAAUGAGAAAAUACCCAACAACCGUCAAGAAGCACUGAAACGACUCUGCAGCCUCGAACGCAAGCUCGACCGUGACCCAGAACUCAAGAAGAAAUAUGAAGAGAGCAUGGAGAAUAUGCUGAAGUCCAGAUACGCCGAGCCCGCCACCACACUCCCGACGCAAGACAGACCGUGGUACCUGCCGCACUUCGCCGUCUGCAACCCCGAGAAGAAGAAGAUAAGACUGGUGCACGACGCCGCAGCGAAGUCACAUGGACGCAGCCUGAAUGACAUGCUGCUGACCGGCCCCGACCUGCUUCAGUCACUUCCUGGGGUGGUCAUGCGGUUUAGGCAGCACCCCUACGCAGUCAGCGCGGACACCAAGGAGAUAUUCAUGCAGAUACGCAUCAAGGAGUGCGACAGAGAUGCGCUGCGCUUCCUCUGGCGCAGCAACCGGCGGGAGGGUACACCAGACGAGUACCGCAUGACGUCCGUGAUCUUCGGCGAAUCAUCGUCACCGUGCACGGCGCUGUUCAUCAUGAAUAGAAACGCCAGAGACUUCGCCGACACGCACCCCGAGGCCGUCCGAGCAAUCGAGAAGAACCACUACAUGGACGACUACCUGCAAAGCUUCACGUCGGUGGAGGAGGCCCAGCACGUUACGAAGACAGUCGACGAGAUACAUGGACGAGCAGGCUUCGAACUACGCGGAUGGGCAUGGAACGAGAGACUACGCCACCUCAUCACCGACCCCGGGACAGCUACGAUCGACAUCGGCUGGAGCGAAAUAGAGAAGACACUCGGCCUCAUGUGGCACGUACAUGAAGACAAUCUCGGCAUUCGUCUUAACAGUCAUAAGACGCCGGCUGAGGUGCUACGAGGGGACCGUCCGCCAUCGAAACCACCGCCCGCAGCGGCCUACUGGAGAAUGCAACGAGCAGACGGCAGCGUGAAGGCCACACUGACCAUGGCGAAGAACAGAGCAUCAAUCAAGCCUACGUCAAUACCGCGGCUGGAACUACAGGCUGCGGUACUCGGGACUCGCAUCUCGAACACAACUCGAUCGGAACACGAUUAUGAAGACAUCACGAGAAGAGUGUUCUGGAGCGACUCACGGACGGUGCUGGCGUGGAUACGAGCUGAGCCACGCACAUUCAAGACCUUCGUCGCUCACAGGUUCGCUGAAAUCGAAGAGUCUACGAGAUGGGUACCUACAGCUGAAAAUGUCGCCGCCGACGCAACUCGAGUAGCGCCGCACGACUUCGACGCGCAACACCGAUGGUAUAACGGGCCCGAGUUCCAGCGGCAUUCUGAAGAACACUGGCCCACGGAGAAUAAGGAACCAGUACCCAAGACCAUCGAGAAAAAGGAGAGCUGCACCGUCGUGUCACUCGGACACGCCCACCUGCCGUCGAGCGAUUUUCGAAGUGGACACGACUCACUCGUGUCACCGCUCGAGUACUGCAGUUCACGCCGCACGACAGCACCGGAGGCGAGCUCACCGGCUGGCAGACGUCUUCUGGUAGAGGUGGAUGCAGGAGUACCUACUGCUACUCCAACACCGGCGGGAGCCACACAGCACCAGCAGCCAACCGAAGAUCGGCGACCUGGUCAUCGUGUGCGACUCCAACAACCCGCGCAACACCUGGCCCCGAGGACGAGUCACAGCUGUCUACAAGGAAGGAAGGACAACAUCGUGCGAGUCGUCGACAUCACUACGAGCAACGGGCACGUGCUACGUCGACCAACGAAGAAGAUCGUCGUGCUGCCAGUAGAAUCGCAAGAUAGCGACGGCGGGAGAAUGUUCACGACGAAAACCUUAGGAUAA
Messenger RNA from Plutella xylostella (diamondback moth), 4170 nucleotides. RefSeq lists its product as uncharacterized. NCBI's taxonomy places the organism in Eukaryota, Metazoa, Arthropoda, Insecta, Lepidoptera, Plutellidae. The record is from RefSeq and is a predicted model, not a curated record.